AUGCCAAAGGCUGUGUUUGACCCCGACUUAUCGGCCCAGCUCCACAACCAGAUUCUUGAACAUGCGUGGAUUGGGGCCGGAUUGAAUCCAGCUUCUCUUCCAUCCAAGACCUGGUGGGAAGAGUCGUUCCCGAUUCCAUUCGGUCUUGCAUCUCGCCUAAAUCCGAGCCUGAUCAGAUUCCUGAGGUCGGCAAGAGCAAUCAUAUUCGACACCACUUCAGAGUUCCAUCUUUUCUAUUAUCUUAUUGCGCUAAACGACAAACACGGAUUUUUUGACCAAGCCACUUCUCUCAAAUUGUGGGGUGAUCGUUAUAUAUGGUUGUAUCCAUCGACAAGAACAAUGAGUCAGGAAGAAGCUGGCAUACUAUUUGAUAAAGAAACUGAGCUCGCUUCCUUUGUCCCAGACUGGGUUGAUCUAGUUUGGUCUGAUACGAAACGGUGGCCAUGGCUGCCAUUACAAGAUAUCCUGCAAGUUUAUAUAGAUAUGAUCAACGAGGGUAAAAUAACGACAUACUCAGAUCGUCGGAAGGAAUUGAGAGGUGCCACAGGUGGUAUAUUCGAUCAGGGAGUAUUUCCUUGGGAGAUCCACCAACAUACCCCAAUGGAUGUUGAGAAGGCUGUCGGUGCUUUUACACGUCUUCUUGACGCGAUUGAGAUUCGACUUCCAAGUACAAGCUCGAUACAUGACAGUGGCUGGGAGAAAUCAGGCUUCAAAAGAAUAGCUCUUCCAUACUCCGGAUCAGUCAUUGAAGCGUCAUUUAUUGAAGCGGAUUCAUUUGCCUCGUGCUUCCUAUCAGCUCUUCCCGUCAGACAACUCAAUUUUCGCUAUAUUGCCCCUGGCAUCCGGCUCCAAGAUCCGGUCGAGCUUGUAAACCAGCCACUUGCCGAACGCCGCUUCAAUGAACUAAUUCCAGUCCGGUUUGGUACUGCUAAACCGGAGCCUUGUUUCCCUCUACUUCUCUUCCGUGGGGAGGGGGAGAACAAGUCACCCUGGAGUCGGCCCUGGUUUCCUGACGGAAAUGCCGAGAAUAUCCCCUCUGGCUUAUACAUUGAGCCCGCUGACAAAGAUUUUCCCGCGGAGUCUGGCAACGAAAGUCGACUUCUCCUACCAUUUAGUAUUGGCAGCAAUGGUUUUGCUCGAAGUAGCAAUACUAUUCGAUUCAAACGAGACAGGCCUUCGGUACACGGGCCUGAUCAACUAUACCAGAUGGACAAUUCUUGGGGCUAUAGUUGCUAUUUUCCUCGUGACUCGCGUAGUUCAUAUCUCCACAAAGUAUUGGAGAAUUGGGCCGAAAGAGUGGAAAUGGGUGAUUGGCUAGUGGGUGAAGAAGGUAUUGUCGGUGGUAUUGAGAAAUUCAAAGAAGCCGAUACUAAAGAGCAUUGGAGGGAAUAUAUUAUCCCUUUGUGA
Penicillium manginii is the source of this 1407-nucleotide messenger RNA. RefSeq lists its product as uncharacterized. NCBI's taxonomy places the organism in Eukaryota, Fungi, Ascomycota, Eurotiomycetes, Eurotiales, Aspergillaceae. Bases 1 to 1407 code for a protein of 468 amino acids. The transcript has 2 exons. The record is from RefSeq and is a predicted model, not a curated record.